AUGCCUCCCCUUGAUCAAGAGCUGGCCCUUCCGUCGUCUUUGUUGCGUCAAGCAAGCUCUGACCCCGAUCUAGAGGCACAGAUCCACCCAACGAACAACUCUGUUGAACUUGCCAUGUUAGGUCAUUCAAAAGAUGGUCAAGUGAGCUCAAGGAUUCGUUCGGUUUGUUCUGAUGCUGUAUCCUCCCAUGCUACUUGCAUCGAGAUACGUACAGCACCUAGGACUGAAGACGGAAUGGCGAAAAACGGCAACACACUUGUAAUAUCGGAAGAGUAUCUGUCCGUGCGCGACAUACAAGUAGAGGAUAGGCACCAAUCCUGGAACCAGAAAGAUUCAAAUGAAGAUGUUGCUGUUACCGAAGUUCAUAGCGACUCAAAGCGUGAAUUUAAUGCAGAGCAUGUGAAUGAAAGGGGGCCUCCGGUACAGUUGGCGCAAGGCCCCAAAACCUUUCUCAAGGAAGGAGCGCAGGAAGUAUGGUCAGAAUGUGCCAAGCAAGUGUGGGAACACCAGAGAGAGAUGAUUGACAGGUGGAAGGAUGAAUUAAAUAUCAUGCUCAUCUUCGCCGGUCUAUUUUCGGCUAUUCUGACCGCCUUUGUGAUUGAAUACUAUCCGACUCUGCAACCACCGACCUCCGACACGACCACGCAACUUCUUGCGAUGAUGGCUAUGCAGCUGAACCUCCUCACAGGUUCUGGUCAUGAUAGCCCCCUCGAAUCUGUGUCCUCUUUAAUUAGCUCCUCCUCAGCGACGAAAGUCUCAUCUCAAAUUGUUGCUAUCAAUGGUCUAUGGUUCGCUGCACUUGUGUUCAGUCUCGGCGCCGCAUCCCUGGCCAUAUCUGUCAAUCAAUGGCUUAAUCAUCACCGAACGCGGCCGCUGACCAUGUCUCGGGAGAGCGUUGAGAUUUGGUACUUGCGCCACCAGAGUCUUGACCGAUGGAAGGUUCCUCUCAUCAUCAAUCUCCUUCCGGUGCUUCUGCAGGCCUCUAUGGCUCUAUUCCUCAUUGGCUUGGUUGUAUUUUUGGGGCCUAUGAGCACCAGUGUAUCUGCGAUAGCGUGUGGCCUAGUUUCCCUGUUUUUAUUGGUCACUAUCGGUACUGCAAUUAUUCCCGCUAUCGUAUCUGAUUGCGCCUACAAGUCUCCACAAGCAUGGUGGUCGCUUAAGCUGCUGUGCGGCCCUCAGCGAUUGGUUUGUUCGGUUGUCCUGAAGUUACUCUAUCAUUACUCACGAUUAACUCUUGUUCUGAGUGCUAGAUGGUGGAAAGUAUCUCUUGAGCAGCGGAAGGCUGCCUUCCGGACGUGGAAGUUGUCCAUCCGGCAAUGGAAGACAUCCCUUAGGCGGCUAAGAUCUUCCAUUGAGCUACGGAACAUUGUCCUUCAAGCCCUUCUAGAUGGUACCGUGUGGCGGUGGGCGGACAUUCUCAGACAGUGGGAGAUCGCUCUUCAGCAACUAUGGCACUCAGAAGACUGGAGAGCAUGCGAAUUGGACUCUUUGGAUUCAAUCAGGUGGAAUGCGAACUCUUCAGCACCAUUCCUGGGCGAGAUGCUGGCAGAGGCAUACACAACGGUCUCGGAUAGCGCAUUCAUUGUCCCAGUAUCCCUCCUUUGUCUUGAUACCACUAACUAUAAGACCGUUCUCCAUUCCUUAUCUACCAUAUCAAUGCGUGGGCGGCUGAAAGAUCCUAUAGGUCGGGUAUGGGGCCAAUACUAUGCGACACGGGCCAAUGAACAAGAAAAGUACUACAUUAUUGCAACGCUGGACAGUCUCAUCGACGUGCUCCCCAUGAUAUCCGACAACAGUCGCCGUGGUAUGGAAGAUCAGUGGCGGAUCCAAAAUAAUAUACGGGGACUGAUGCAAUCGAUGAACGAUUGGUCCACUUCCCGUCUCCGCCUCCGAAAGAUGUGGCAGGACAUCACAGUGAACAGUGGAAGUGGACCUAAGCCUGUUUUAUGGAAGUGUACAGUCAAGCUUAGUUACGAUUUCGAGAACGAGCUCGAUCUGGAGGACCUAGCAUUUUUCCUAUCAGCAGCUUUACAUCUAGGUAAAGGAGAUAUCGACAUGGACGAGUUAUUCUUGUUCUCCCGCUGGUGCCUAAACCUUGCCAGGGUUCGCAAAUGGUGUGGUUCGCAACCUAUACAUGACGAACUACAGUCACUCGUGAUGACUACCUCCAAUUUCUUGAAGGCUUCCAUCUUAGCACCACAAAGAUGGAGCACUAGGAAAUUGACAGCAUCAGAGACAGUAUACCUCUCGAACUUCAUGGUUGAGUGUACAAAGCAUGCUGAGGAAGAGUCUGGAGUAGUCACAGCCAGCAUGCUAGCAUUCUUGAUUGAAUUAGCCUGCAGCUGUGAACUGUACAAGUCUUGGGAAAGCACUAUGCAGAAGGAAGUGCGCAAGAUGCGAGAGCUUGUCUGCUUCCCGAAGGGCACCCUCGAUGAUAUAGACGAUUGGUUUUCCCGUCCAUCAGAUCAACAACCCGCUCGAAGGGAAGGAGUCCUUGCCAGGCUACGUGCACGCAUUCGUUCCGCUGAUCUUCCGUUUCACGAAAAGGAUGAAGCUUUGAGUCCUUGA
This is a messenger RNA of Fibroporia radiculosa, 2568 nucleotides long. RefSeq lists its product as uncharacterized. Bases 1 to 2568 code for a protein of 855 amino acids. The transcript is spliced from 9 exons. The record is from RefSeq and is a predicted model, not a curated record. NCBI's taxonomy places the organism in Eukaryota, Fungi, Basidiomycota, Agaricomycetes, Polyporales, Fibroporiaceae.